Messenger RNA from Pyrus x bretschneideri (Chinese white pear), 1951 nucleotides. RefSeq names its product mitochondrial arginine transporter BAC2. The transcript has 2 exons. The coding region runs from base 825 to 1769 and encodes 314 amino acids. Gene Ontology annotation, biological process: transmembrane transport. Gene Ontology annotation, molecular function: transmembrane transporter activity. The record is from RefSeq and is a predicted model, not a curated record. Lineage: Eukaryota; Viridiplantae; Streptophyta; Magnoliopsida; Rosales; Rosaceae.
UAUAAUAUUUCGUACUAACAAUACAAUGUUAUGUAAAUAAAAAUUUACAUAAAUUGAUUAUUAGAAUGAGACAUCAAGAGUGACGGGUUAUUCCGUGCCAUGUAAUUCUUUCACAAGCAACCAGAGUCUUUCAGGUUUCAUCAUUUGUUGCUUUGCUCAGCCAACCACUGAAAAUUGGUUGAAUUGGAGUGUGAUUCAACUUCACAAUCCCAGAACUUUGGUUAACAUACACUAGGAUGAAAGCACUGGGAUAUCCUCAGCUUCCACGUGUGAACCUGCUAAUGGUCCACUUGGCAUUCCCUGGUUGCUUCUCCGAAAAGAAAACAUUGGCCGUUUCCUUCGCGCUUAGCUUUUUUAGGCACGCUCCCUACAAAUUGGAAACCGGUGGCUUGUGUUUCUGUCCCUUGUUUAGAGAGAGAGAGAGGCAUGUCCUUUGCAGCAAUUCAGAUAAAAAGACAAGUAAAAAAAAGAUCACUUUUUUUCUUAUUUUGUUGACGUUGUUGUUGUUUCUGCAUAAUUUUCAGGAGAUUUUGAUCGAAAAAGAUAACCCAGAAGGAAAUUAUAACAACCCUUUUUAGAAUUAUAAAUACUUUUGUAUCUGAAUUGGGUUUUCCAGCUGAAUCCGAAUUCGGAGGGAAAAACGUAGAAACCAACAGAGAGAGAGAGAAAGGGGGAGAGGUUUGAACUUUAAACACAGAUCCUAGCAUUUGAGGCUGGAUUUUGAUUUGGGUUACCUUUAAAAGGGGAAACAAGAUUUGGGUAUUGAUCAGAGAGGAGGAUAGGGCGGUGGAAAUUGGAAUUUGAGGUGUUUGGUGACUGGGAAAAUGGAUUUCUUGCCAGAGUUUCUUGUGAGCAGUUGGGGAAGAGAGUUUGUGGCAGGAGGGGUUGGAGGGAUGGCUGGUGUGGUCUCUGGUUACCCCCUCGACACUCUCCGGGUCUUGCAACAGAGUUCGCCUUCGGGCUCGGCCUUCAGCAUCCUCCGUAAUGUGGUCUGCGCUGAAGGCCCAAUUGCCCUCUACAGAGGCAUGGCUGCUCCCAUGGCAGCUGUCACCUUCCAGAAUGCCAUGGUUUUCCAGGUAUACGCUAUCCUCUCCCGAACCUGCGAUCCUUCUGUUUCCGCCAAAGACCCUCCUUCGUACAAAGGUGUUGCUCUAGGAGGAUUUGGCACAGGUGCUAUACAGAGCCUACUACUCAGUCCCGUAGAACUUGUAAAAAUCCGACUUCAACUCCAACGUGAUGCAAAAUCAAAACCCCAUCAGCUGCAAUCUCACAACGGCCCUAUAGAUGUUGCCAAAAGCAUAAUGAGAGCAGAAGGCUUAAGGGGAAUAUAUAGAGGACUUUUUAUUACUGUCCUUAGGGAAGCGCCGUCUUAUGGCUUAUACUUCUGGACUUACGAGUACAUAAGAGAGAAGCUUCACCCGGGCUGCAGAAAGACCGGCGAAGAGAGCUUGCAAACAAUGCUGGUGGCAGGAGGGCUAGCGGGAGUUGCCAGCUGGAUUUGUUGUUAUCCCUUAGAUGUUGUGAAAACGAGAUUGCAGGCUCAAGCUCCAUCUCAGUACCUUCCACCGAGAUAUUCCGGCAUUGCUGAUUGCUUUCGGAAGAGUGUGAGAGAGGAUGGUUAUGGGGUGCUAUGGCGAGGAUUAGGAACUGCGGUUUCUAGAGCAUUUCUGGUGAAUGGGGCAAUUUUUGCUGCUUAUGAGAUUGCCCUAAGGUGCCUAUUCAGCAACAGAAGUGGAGCCAUUCAGACAGAGAAGAUGCAAUCUAGCUAGGGAAGAUUUAUGCCCACCACAAACAUUUAAACAAGACAAGAAAUUUGUAUGAUAGACCAUUAUGAUUGCUGCAUUACUUGAUGUAUUCUGAACUUUUCAAAGAAAAUAAAUGUCAAAUAUGAAAUGUAUGAUUCAGUUUCUGUUGUAAAAUUGAAUAAAAACUAGAAUAUGAUUCUGUUUUA